CAGAAGGCGACAGUGAUGUAAGACAUUCUCCAGGGUUAGUGCGAGUGUUUCAAACAGCUUCAGAGACUGCAGCCAUUUCUUCUACAUGCAGACACCACCUGCAGGAAUAAAGGGGACGACUCUGAAGAGGAUCUGCCAGAAGUAUGCAGACAAACUGCGCUUUGCCACGCUGUAUGACAGCAGUCACCGCCUUCCCGUCUUCUCAGCCUAUAUCUUUAAGAAGUCUGAUGGGAAGAAAAGGAUGGACACACCAUGGAUGUAUGAGCCACAGCUGGUUUCUGAUGCUGAAAGUGGCAACAUGAGAGCCCUUCCCCUGACUGACGACACCCCUCCUCUGAUUGGAGACAGUCAGGCUGUGCUUGAGGACUACACGGAUGCUGUAGAGUAUAGACGUUGCCCCCUGAAUCCUGACCUGCACCAAUCAGAGCCAAAUGACAAAUCCUCCACGUAUACUCUGACCAAUGUAGUCCCAUUAUUCACCACCUUUUUAGAUACUACCUGGAACCCAUAUAUGGACAUCAUCCGGCGUCGCCUCAACAACUUUUGCCACAGCAAAUCUUUCAUGGUGACUGGGGUCACCGUCUCUGGAGCAAUGAUCAAACGAGGAAACAGGGACCAUCUCGCAAUCCCAAAAUACUUAUGGUUGGCUUACUGCUGCCCGAGGUUUGACCGUAACUCUCCAUAUGAGGUGAGGUUCAUGUUCCCUAGUUAUGGAGGCUAUGCGCUAAAUGAAUAUACGGACCAAAAAGUGAUUGAAGUCCCUCUGAAUACUUUGGAAACUUUCCUGAAGAGUCAGAUGGACCCAGACGGUGACCUGACAAUUUUCUACAAGGGCUGUGUGUCAGAAAACACCUUUAAGAAGAAGAGAGAUCUGACCAGUGGAUCUUAAUGAACAGUCACCAGCGGUGGACUAAGUCCACGUCUUCAUGACUUCAG
Notolabrus celidotus (New Zealand spotty) is the source of this 936-nucleotide messenger RNA. Its product is annotated as endonuclease domain-containing 1 protein-like. The transcript is spliced from 3 exons. Bases 86 to 889 code for a protein of 267 amino acids. Gene Ontology annotation, molecular function: metal ion binding; hydrolase activity; nucleic acid binding. Lineage: Eukaryota; Metazoa; Chordata; Actinopteri; Labriformes; Labridae. The record is from RefSeq and is a predicted model, not a curated record.